This is a messenger RNA of Cornus florida, 1708 nucleotides long. RefSeq names its product DEAD-box ATP-dependent RNA helicase 58, chloroplastic. The record is from RefSeq and is a predicted model, not a curated record. Gene Ontology annotation, molecular function: RNA binding; ATP binding; RNA helicase activity. The transcript has 10 exons. The coding region runs from base 80 to 1510 and encodes 476 amino acids. Lineage: Eukaryota; Viridiplantae; Streptophyta; Magnoliopsida; Cornales; Cornaceae.
GCCUUCGCAUACAUACACUGCUACGAUUUCAUCUCUCUCUGCUCUUCUUAGUUCUCCCCCCUUCGGAGUUUUCUAAUCCAUGUCUUGUUUCUCUGUUACUCAGCUUCAUCCUCUUUCAUGGACUCCCAAUCCUCAUCGUUUGCUGUUCAGACAACAAAAGCCUAACUGUACGAGCUCGUUAUCGAUAAAUUGUACAGAUUGGACUCUCAGGCUGAGCUCUGUAUCCCAUCACAGGCCUUCACGAGCCUCUCUGAACUCUUCAUGUCUAACAAAUGAAGAUAGUAUUACAGAUGGGGCUUGUACUCUCCGACAACUCUGCGAAGGUCAUGUGCCCGAACAUGUAUUGCGCAGAAUGGAAGAGAUUGGAUUUGUUAUGCCAACAGAUGUACAGCAUAAAGCUUUGCCAGUUUUGCUUUCUGGACGUGAUUGCAUACUUCAUGCUCAGACAGGUUCCGGAAAGACCCUGGCGUACCUGUUAUUAAUAUUUUCAGCUAUAAACACACAAAGAUCAGCGGUGCAAGCACUGAUUGUGGUGCCUACUAGAGAACUUGGCAUGCAAGUUACAAAAGUUGCCCGUAUUCUGGCUGCAAAGCCUGCAGAACUUGGAUUGGAGCAGAAGUCAUGCACUGUUAUGGCCCUUUUAGAUGGAGGAAUGUUGAGAAGGCACAAGAGUUGGUUAAAAGCGGAGCCCCCUACUAUUGUGGUUGCAACUUUGGGGAGUUUGUGCCUAAUGCUUGAGAAACGACUUCUUAAGCUAGAAUCAAUGCGGGUGCUGGUAAUUGAUGAGGUUGACUUCAUGUUCAAUUCUUCAAACCAAGUCAGUUCUCUUCGAAAGCUUUUGACAACAUUCUCGUUAAGCAAUAGUCAUCAGACUGUGUUUGCUAGUGCAUCCAUCCCCCAGCAUAGACGAUUCCUAUAUGACUGCAUACAACAGAAGUGGACCAAGGGUGACGUUGUUCAUAUCCAUGUAAAUCCAGUUGAACCAAUGCCAUCGCGCCUGCAUCACAGAUUUGUGAUAUGUAGCAAGAAAUCAAGGCACGCAACCUUGCUAUCCUUAUUGCAGUCUGAUUCACCUAUGUCUGCCAUAAUAUUUGUUGGUGAACAGUCAGAAAAAUCAAAGAAAGCUGGAAAUGCUCCAGCAACAACUCUUUUAGUUGAUUUCUUGAAGACUUCGCAUACAGGAUGUUCAGACAUUCUUCUUUUGGAGGAAGACAUGAAUUUCAACUCAAGGACAGCUUCCUUAUCUGAAGUGAGACAAGGUGGAAGCUAUCUUCUUGUGGCAACAGAUAUAGCAGCCAGAGGAGUUGAUUUACCUGAAACAACCCACAUAUACAACUUUGAUCUACCUAGAACUGCAGUAGAUUAUCUUCACCGAGCUGGGAGAACGGGCAGGAAACCAUUCUCAGACAAUAAAUGCACUGUUACGAGCAUUAUGACAUCGGAGGAGAGGUUUGUGUUGCAGAGAUUUGAAAAUGAAUUGAUGUUUCAUUGCGAAGAGUUGUUUUUGUAAUUCAAUCAUUUUGCUGUUAUACAAGUUAGGUCUCCUCUCUGUGUUGCAGUUCAUUCUAUUUCCAUAUGAUCAUGACAGUAAAAUGACAAUUGAAUCCUUCCAUUUUCAAGAGAAGGAUUUUGUUCUUUCUGGACAUGAAACAAUAAAUGAUGUGCUUUUUAAUGAAUAAAUUUUGAAACACAUUGAUAUAAACAAAAA